GUCGGAAUUUCCAAUCGCGUAAGAAUCUUGGGUGCAGGGUGCAGUCGUGUCCGUCGUGUCUCGUGCUUGCCUCGUGCUUCGUGGUAACACCGUGGUAGAGUUCCGUGGGGUUCGUGCGUUCGUGGCUGGUUCAUAUAUCGCGAGUUGGAGCAUAACGUGUGACGAUUGCCUCGUUCUAUAUGACAUGGAUGACAUCAAGACUGGAUGGUUCAGCGAGCUAAGCACCCUUUGGCCGGGACAGUGUCUUUCUCUUGAAGUAGAAGAGGUGCUCUUCCAUGAAAAAUCGAAAUUUCAAGACAUCAUGGUCAUCCAAAGUAAGGCGUUUGGGCGCACUCUGAUUCUGGACGGAGUGAUCCAGUGCACGGAGAAGGACGAGUUUUCGUACCAGGAGAUGAUCACGUUCCUGCCGCUGAACUCACACCCGCAGCCGAGGAAGGUGCUGAUUGUCGGCGGCGGGGACGGCGGCGUCGCGCGCGAGGCCGUCCGACAUCCGGCCGUUGAACAGGUGGUCAUGUGCGAGAUCGACCAGAUGGUGGUGGACGUGUCCAAGCGGCUGCUGCCGUUCAUGGCGGCCGGCUUCCAGUCGCCCAAACUGGAGCUGCACUUUGGCGACGGCCUCGAGUUCAUGAAGCAGCACCGCGACGAGUUUGACGUUAUUAUCACGGACUCCUCGGACCCGGUCGGCCCUGCGUGCACUCUGUUCGAGGAGAACUACUUUGAGCUGAUGUCGUCCGCUCUGCGGGCCGGCGGUAUCAUCUGCUCCCAGGGAGAGAACAUGUGGUUUCACCAGGACAUCAUCAGGAAGGUGAUGGACGGCUGUCGCAAGUAUUACGGCUCGGUGUCGUACGGCUUCACCACCAUCCCGACGUAUCCGGGCGGCCAGAUCGGCUUCGUGCUGGCGGCCAAGGACCAGGGUGUCGACUUCAGUCGGCCGCGCCGCGAGCUGACCGAGCCCGAACUGGACGCCAUGGGCCUGCGCUACUACAGCUCCGAGGUGCACCGGGCCGCCUUCGUGCUGCCGCGCUUCGUCCGACAGGCGCUGGCCGCGCCGCAGUGACCGCCGCAGUGACCGCCGCAGUGACCGCCGCAGUGACCGCCGCCGGCCGCCGCAGUGACCGCCGCAGUGACCGCCGCACGACGGUGCACAGCCGCUCUUGUGUGCAGCAACAGGGGUACCUAUGUGGUUAAUGAUAGUUACAGUACUGGCGGCGAGUGAUACAGUCGCCAGAUUUGGGGACGGAUAUCUGGCAGCCAGUGAUAUCAGUCGCCAGAUUUGGGGACGGAUAUUUUGCUUGCCAGUUUGUUAGCAGAUGAUAUUUCUAGAUUAAUCCAGGGAUUUAUGUAAACAAUGGGAGAAUGGUGCCGUUUUCAGGCACCGGCUCACCCGCCGACACUUAUCAGGGAAGUCUACUCACAGGUCGUGCGGGGGCUUUAGGCUGUUUAAUUAAUUCAGCCAAUGACUCAUUCACUGUCGUUUGCUAGGCAGAGGCGACAACCAUGACUGAAGAAGUGACUAUUUCCUUCUUGUGUGUUAUCACUCACAUUCACAGUGUUCCAUAGGCAUUGUACGCGAGUGUUGAUCGGCCCUGUGGCGUGUCGGUGCGGACGCUGAGGAGGUGACCUUUCCGUGGCCGUGUGCUGCCGGCGCCGCGCACCGGCGCCACCGACACAAUGACCCGUUUUAAUACAGCAGCAGCAGCAGCCACUCGCA
Amphibalanus amphitrite is the source of this 1711-nucleotide messenger RNA. RefSeq names its product spermidine synthase-like (gene SpdS). The record is from RefSeq and is a predicted model, not a curated record. Lineage: Eukaryota; Metazoa; Arthropoda; Thecostraca; Balanomorpha; Balanidae. The transcript has 7 exons. Gene Ontology annotation, cellular component: cytosol. Gene Ontology annotation, molecular function: spermidine synthase activity. The coding region runs from base 185 to 1057 and encodes 290 amino acids. Gene Ontology annotation, biological process: spermidine biosynthetic process.